Messenger RNA from Pseudonaja textilis, 905 nucleotides. The record is from RefSeq and is a predicted model, not a curated record. Lineage: Eukaryota; Metazoa; Chordata; Lepidosauria; Squamata; Elapidae.
UCGUUACCGCCUCUUCCUCCUUUUUGCCCUUGGGGCAAAUGUUUUUUGCUGCUACUGCCUGCCGUGUCUUCCGUACUUUCGCCACCAUGGGAGAAGCCGCUUCGGUUUUCCUAAAAAUUCCCAGCAAAGAAGCAGCGUUGCCUGGCAGAAACCAGAGCCUCGUCCAUAUUACGGGUAAACAUCAUGUGAAUGGGAACAGUAUGGUUGAACCCUUUCCAGAGGGAAUGCACAUGGCAAUAUUUGGGAUGGGCUGUUUCUGGGGGGCAGAGAAAAAAUUUUGGAAGCAGAAAGGAGUCUACUCUACUCAAGUAGGUUAUGCAGGAGGAUAUACCCCAAAUCCCACGUAUGAAGAAGUCUGUUCAGGCAAAACUGGCCAUACUGAAGUCGUGCGAGUGGUAUUUCAGCCAGAAAUCAUCAGCUUUGAGAAACUGCUCAAGGUCUUCUGGGAGAAUCAUGACCCGACACAAGGGAUGCGGCAGGGAAAUGAUGUUGGGACACAGUAUCGGUCUGCUAUCUAUACAGUCACCCCAGAUCAAAUGGAGUCUGCCUUGAAAUCUAAAAAUGAUUACCAAAAGAUUCUCAUUCAUCCAGGUCAUGAUUGUCCUAAAGGUGAUUUCCAGAAGGCAUUGACAGAGAAUAGUUUGGGGGUCAUCACAACUGAAAUCCGUGAGGCUCCAGAGUUCUAUUAUGCUGAAGAAUAUCAUCAGCAGUACCUAAGCAAGCACCCUAAUGGUUACUGUGGACUUGGAGGCACAGGGGUUUCCUGUCCUAUUGGUAUUAAAGGAUGAUCCUUACUCACAGGGCAAUCAUUCCCUAAACCAAAUGUCAAACUUAAAGAAAUGUGUUUUGGAUUUUUACCGCAGACUUCAGUGUAGCUUUCAUAGAUAUGAAAUCACUGGCAUUUA